GGCCCGGUGCGCCCGCCGCGGGCACCACUUGCAACCCAAAAGACCCAAACACGAGACGAGAUGGCCCGCAUCGCCCUCCUGCUUCUGACCGCCGGGGUCGCCCUGCUGGUGGCCGCGGAUCUGGUGUCGUUCGACCUGGCGGAGUUCAGGGCCAGGUUCCAGAAGGGCACGCCCUACAUCGACUCGGCCUGCGCCCACAUGGAGCCGUUCGUGUCCAAGAUCAACGCCCUGGAGGCCGUGCAGAGGGACCGCCUGGCCGUGUGCCUGUACGAGGCCGCCCUGAACGCCUUGGACCAGGACAGCACCGAAAAGGAGAUGUUCGAAGAGAUCGGCGGUUGCCUCUUCGUGUGGAGCGACACCGCGACGGAAACCUACAAUCUGUACAACGAAAUCCUCGCGAUUUUCGAGACUGCCACCUCUAAGAAGAGCGCCUAGCGCACGCCACGCAGUCGUGCUUAUUUCGUUCCAAAUAGAUACAUAUGCAAGUGGCUUAUACAGCUCACAGCGUUCAA
Messenger RNA from Frankliniella occidentalis (western flower thrips), 512 nucleotides. RefSeq lists its product as uncharacterized. The transcript has 3 exons. The record is from RefSeq and is a predicted model, not a curated record. NCBI's taxonomy places the organism in Eukaryota, Metazoa, Arthropoda, Insecta, Thysanoptera, Thripidae. The coding region runs from base 61 to 435 and encodes 124 amino acids.